GACCGGGGAGUCGGUGCCAGUUAUUUACCGUCCUGAAGUUGAAUCGCAUCCUGACGCAGAUCAGCUGAUGGAGGCUCUCUGCUCGGCGUGCAUCUGCAUCCUUCAUCCCCCUCUCCGCAGCUGAGUACUCCUCACAUGUCAGUCUGCUGCGCUCUUCUUCCCCGGGGGCUUCGUCUUCAUCCAAAGUCAUGUCCCCCCCGACGCUCAAAUGUUAGUAAAAAGGACACGCACGCGUUGACUUAUUUUUGGAAUAUUCAUUUUGCAUCCUAAACUGCGUUCCCGAGGGCAUCCUGCCGCUGGCAGGAUCAGAGUUCCCAGCGAUGUGGAUUACAGUCUGCAGCGUGUCUCUGCUCAUCACUGUGGUCUGCGGUGCGCAAAGCGCAAACGAACCCAGCAACAUGUCCUACGUGAAAGCCACCGUUGACAAGUUGCUGAAGGGCUAUGACAUCCGUCUGCGGCCUGACUUUGGAGGAGCUCCGGUGGAUGUGGGAAUGAGAAUAGACAUCUCCAGCAUUGACAUGGUGUCUGAAGUUAACAUGGAUUACACCAUCACCAUGUAUUUCCAGCAGUCCUGGAGAGAUAAGCGCCUCUCCUACACUGGCAUUCCCCUAAAUCUGACCCUUGAUAACCGUGUGGCAGACCAGCUCUGGGUUCCUGACACCUACUUCAUUAACGACAAGAAAUCUUUUGUUCAUGGGGUGACGGUCAAGAACAGGAUGAUCAGACUACACCCUGAUGGAACAGUGCUCUACGGCCUCAGGAUCACCACCACAGCCGCCUGCAUGAUGGACCUGCGCAGAUACCCACUGGAUGAGCAGAACUGCACCUUGGAGAUUGAGAGCUAUGGAUACACUACAGAUGACAUCGAGUUUUACUGGCAGGGUGGAAGCAAUGCUGGAUCAGUCACUGGUGUGGAGAACAUUGAGCUUCCUCAGUUCUCCAUAAUCGACUACCAAACUCUCUCUAAAAAAGCCGUGUUUGCCACAGGUUCGUAUCCACGUCUGUCACUGAGUUUUAAACUCAAAAGGAAUAUUGGCUAUUUCAUCCUGCAGACCUACAUGCCAUCCAUCCUGAUUACCAUCCUGUCCUGGGUCUCCUUCUGGAUCAACUAUGAUGCCUCCGCUGCAAGAGUGGCAUUAGGUAUAACGACUGUUCUGACCAUGACCACCAUCAACACCCAUCUGAGGGAGACACUGCCAAAGAUCCCCUACGUCAAAGCCAUUGAUAUUUACCUCAUGGGUUGCUUCGUGUUUGUUUUCCUGGCCUUGCUGGAGUAUGCAUUUGUUAACUAUAUUUUCUUCGGCCGUGGUCCUCACCUACAAAAGAAAGCAGCAGAAAAGGCUGCUAAGUCCAACAAUGAGAAUAAGGGCCGUUUGGAGAGCAAUAAAGUGCAGGUUGAUGCUCAUGGCAACAUCCUCCUGACGAAUCUCCCAACUGAAAUGGGGGGGGCAGACAUGAUGGGGGCCCUCAACGAUCCUCGGGCUACCAUGUUCUCCUACGACAGCGCCAGCAUACAAUACCGCAAGCCAAUGACAAGUCGCGACCUGUAUGGCCGACCGGCCCUAGACCGGCCAAUUGGACACAAGAAGAGCCGCCUGCGGAGGAGGGCCUCCCAACUCAAAGUCAAGAUCCCAGACCUCACGGACGUCAACGCCAUAGACAAGUGGUCUCGAGUCAUCUUCCCAAUCACAUUCACCUUCUUUAAUCUGGUCUACUGGCUCUAUUACGUCCACUAGGAUGGCAGUUGUGAGCAUGAGUAGUAGAAUUACUGCCCAUGGUUUGUUUUGUUUUUUUUUGUUUUUUUUUUGUUUAUUAUUUCCAAUGGAAGCUCAAUCCUGUACAAUGAUGCAAGUAGAAAAGCUAAGCCCAUUUGUAUAUAAUCCACUUUUUGGAACAAGUAGUUCUGGUCUUUACAGUGUAAAUACAAUUUAAUAUAUGAUAUAAGUCAAUA
Molecule: messenger RNA, 1951 nt
Organism: Cyprinodon tularosa
Lineage: Eukaryota; Metazoa; Chordata; Actinopteri; Cyprinodontiformes; Cyprinodontidae
Gene: gabrb1
Product: gamma-aminobutyric acid type A receptor subunit beta1
Exons: 9
Coding region: 321-1736 (471 amino acids)
Biological process (GO): signal transduction; chemical synaptic transmission; monoatomic ion transmembrane transport
Cellular component (GO): neuron projection; membrane; GABA-A receptor complex
Molecular function (GO): extracellular ligand-gated monoatomic ion channel activity; GABA-A receptor activity; neurotransmitter receptor activity
Source: RefSeq, a predicted model, not a curated record